GGCCGCCUCCGGAGAGGAGGCGGUUUCGGCCCGAGCGGCGGCGGCGGCGGAACGGCGCUGUGGGUGAGGGGGGAAGAUGCCCGUAGCGGUGAUGGCAGAGAACUCCUUCAGCUUCAAGAAGCUCCUGGAGCAGUGCGAGACGCAGGAGCUCGAGGCCCCUGGAGGAAUUGCAACACCCCUUGUUUAUGGCCAACUUCUAGCCUUAUACUUGUUGCAUAAUGACAUGAAUAAUGCGCGAUAUCUUUGGAAAAGAAUCCCUUCUGCUAUUAAAUCUGCAAAUGCUGAACUUGGUGCAGUUUGGUCAGUAGGUCAAAGAAUCUGGCAGCGGGACUUUCCAGGGAUCUAUACAACGAUCAGUGCACAUCAGUGGUCUGAGACUAUUCAACCGAUCAUGGAAGCACUUAGAGAUGCAACUAGGAGACGAGCCUUUGGACUGGUUUCUCAGGCAUAUACCUCAAUAGUUGCAGAUGACUUUGCAGCCUUUGUUGGGCUUCCUGUAGAAGAAGCUGUGAAAGGUGUAUUGGAACAGGGCUGGCAAGCAGACUCUUCAACUCGUAUGGUAAUGCCUAAAAAACCUGGUGUUCUGGAAGCUUGCUUUAACAGAUUUAUUCCUUCAUCAGAACCUGCUCCAGUUCCACCAAUUCCAAAUGAACAACAGUUGGCCAGAUUGACUGACUAUGUGGCUUUUCUUGAGAACUGAUUACCCUGCUCCUGUGUUCAGAACAACUUGGGAAUCCUGUGUACUGACAGUUCUAGAAAUCUACGACUUAUUUUAUUUCUGUUUAAAUGUUGAGCAUCCCCUAUUGGAAUGUGUAAACUCUACAGUGUAUGUUGUUCCAUUUUGUGUUUUGCCAAAGCCAAGCUAGCAAUUGAAACAAUCCUUUGACUCCUGUAAUAUUUAUUCAGUAGGUACACAGCAGUAUUACAUGGUAAGUUUUUUUUUAUUGACUUGUAGCCAAGAGAGGCAGAACUUUUCUCAAGUAUACUAAGUGCAGAAGAAAAUCUUUGAGUACUGAAGCAGGUUAGUUGUAUUGAGGGAUUUGUGCUAGUGGAUUACGUGCUUCUACUGCAGGUACUGCGGUGCUUAUCCCAGAUCAAUUGCAUCUUGAACUUAAAUGCAAAGAGAGGAAGACUGCCCUACCUAUAUUUGUAGAGAGAAAACAUUGUGAUGAAACAACAACUUAAACCAAUUUACAGUAACUUUUUUGCAAGUCUGUUUUUGUGGCAUUUUGAUAACUUUCUUCUUGCUUGUUUUUCUAGAUUAUUAAAUCUGCCUUCUUGUUUUGAUUGACUUGAGAAAAAAAAAUUUCAUUGAGCAAUCUUUUUGCAGCACAACGUUGUAUGUGGGGCAUCUAAAGGAUAAGUUUUGAAGCCAUUUCAGAAAGGCAAAUGAGCAUUUGCUUUGAGGAAGCAUUUUUAUUACUAGAGGGCUUUAUUUUUGAGUGAUUGCAUGUUGGACAGCAGAUAUUUUGCUUGGUAACCUUACUGCAUUUUAAAGGCUGUCAUGUCAUUGUUCUCUUCAGUAUGCUGGGCCAGGGUCUGCUAGAAUCAGCUUUUGUCUGUCUUGACUUUCUGGAUUAUCUCUGCAGUCAUUCGGUAGAGGCCAAGCAGGAUGGAGAUGAUGCUUUAUGCUGCAAUGCCAAUUUGAGGAGUAAAUUUCCUAUACCACAGCACUGCUGUAAUAAUCUUUUGAGUUCAGGGUGGACUUCAGAAGCAGAAAGAAGAGGAUUUUUAUUCCCAGGCUGCUUUUGGUAAAAAGACUAUGGGAAAAUAGUGGUGUUUUAAAGGGCAGUGCUUGCCUUCACUGGCCUGUCCCCCUUCACUUUGCUUUUCAACAUGUUAUUUGGUGGUUUGUCAUUGAAGAUGUUGGUUGUGCUGUGUGUUAUGAUGUUUGUUUUUUUUUUUUUUUUUCAGUGUGCACUACCUACUGUACAUUCUCUCAUUGGGGGAUGUGUUAGUGAGGAGGAAUUCUAAACUGUGCACUGCUGCUUUGAGAGCUCCCUUUAUAUGUAAGCGUUUACUGAAAACGAUUAUUUAUUUGAAACCCACCUAGUCUUGGACUUCUAAAUAUGAUGCAAAUUCAUCUUCAGUGAUAUUAAAGAAAACAUUUACACUGA
Messenger RNA from Rhea pennata, 2117 nucleotides. RefSeq names its product COP9 signalosome subunit 8 (gene COPS8). The transcript is spliced from 8 exons. The record is from RefSeq and is a predicted model, not a curated record. Gene Ontology annotation, cellular component: COP9 signalosome. Lineage: Eukaryota; Metazoa; Chordata; Aves; Rheiformes; Rheidae. Gene Ontology annotation, biological process: protein deneddylation; COP9 signalosome assembly. The coding region runs from base 77 to 700 and encodes 207 amino acids.